AUGGCAUAUCAACACAUCUCAGAUCCAUCCAUCCAAACUUACUUCCCAAUCCAAGCUGAGGAGGAGAGGAUUCAAUAUUUCCCACUCGCCAACUCACAUAGUGCACAAAGCGGGAACCAACAUGAGUCAUCAUAUUACGACACUCAUUGGAGGUCCAGAACGCGAACCGAAACAGACGAAUCACUUGCGGGAUAUCGAACUGGCGGGAGUGGCUCACCUGAAGACAAUUCAUUGAUUGCUGGGUUUAGCGACUAUCGACCCUCGAACAAUCAGCAACGUCCCCGUGUUCGCGGUUUCGCGGCAAAUGUAUCCAUCAAUCGAAAGCCAGUGGCCACGUCCACAUGGUCACUGGAGUCCAAAAAUAGUAAUCGCUUCUUGGAUCGUGUUGAAGGAGUUCCCGGAGAAACGGAGACGUCGCUCGCCGUGAAGCCACUGUGGAGGAUCUGGGGAUGGGAGGUAACAUAUAUUUUGCUCAGCAUUGCCGCGUUCAUCACGAUCAUUGUGGUUCUUGACAACUACGACCAGCAACCAUUGCCAGAUUGGCCCUUGAGUAUGACGCUGAACACGUUCCUUGCUUUCUUCACAACCCUGUCCAAAGCUGCCUUUAUGCUCCCCGUCUCUGUUGCAAUUAGUCAAUCGCAGUGGGGGUGGCUGCGAAAGAACCGGCCGUUGUACGACCUCCAUGUCUUCGACCAGGCGAGCAGAGGUCCAUGGGGCUCGAUUAUGCUGCUAUGGCGGAUUCGACACAGGCAUUUCGUUACCCUGGGGGCGUUCCUUAUGAUUGUCAGCGCUGUAACCUCGCCCAUCACACAACUUGCCAUUAGCUAUCCCGUUCGGGAUGCCGUAGCUCGCGAGGAAGAAGCAAGAGCACCAGCGGUCCACACCAUCGUCUCUCCUGCAGACCGCAUGGACAUUGCAUCUCGCAGAGCGUUGGUGAUGGCUACCUUGUCCGACAGCACUGGGUUCCGAGAGUCAAUUUCUCCCGUCGGCGCAUUCUGUUCCACGGGAAAUUGCACGUUUGACUCCUAUCAGUCCUUAGGGAUUUGCAUGAAAACGGCCAACAUCACCUCGUACAUGCGCGUCGAGGAGUUUGAUUCCCCUGAGCUGAUCGAAACCCUCGUGCUGGGCUUCCCGAACCCCGAGGCCAAGGUGUGGAGGGCAUCUCUCCCCGGCGGCUUUGAGAUGGCUCACCAGACGCCGUUGGUGGCCAUGGUUGAUAUGCUGAAUGGCCGCGCGAGCUUUGCGUUCAAAGACAGCGACAGUCUCCAGCAAACCAGGGUCGCGUCUUUUGUGCUGAUGCACACCGUUCCGACAGCUUUCGAUGAGACGUUGUGGGGGCAGAUCGAAGAAUCUGUGUCGUCGCCAAUGACGGCAGACGUGAUACAGGCAAUACGUGGCUUCCGGCAUGAGGCGGUAGAAGUCCUGUUUCAUUUAUGCGUCCAGACGUACGAGACGAAGGUCCAGAUGGGCGUCGAGACGACACACAUCGUAGAACAGUCAGCGGAACUCGCAGAGGGAACAGAUCCUUUCUACCUGGACAUGAACUGCAGACCGCUCCUGAAACAAGCCUCUCGCAAUUGCAACCAGAGCAUAGACCGGUGGAACGAGACUCUUCAACUCAAGGGCCCGGCGGCAACGAACCUGGCGAGGCUCAACACGACCGUUGAGGAAGGGUUCAGCGCAAGUCUCCAGUCACUAGAAAAGAUGGCCACCAACAUGAAAGUUGACCUUGUGGGAUAUGCAAGUGCCAGCUACGUUACUGAAGAGUACCAAGACACGGCCAUCUUCUUUCGCGGAACGGAGUUCAUCAAGACCCUCUUCCAGGAUGUGCUCUUCAGCAUGAGCACCAUGGCCAACCACACGCUCCAUCACAACGUCAUGAACAAUUUGUAUGCAAACAUUGCAACCAGUCUAUCCAUGUCGAUGCGCUCGGGUGAGCCGCAAAAGUACGCAGUCGACGCUUUCAACAUCUCCGGCGUUGCGUGGACACAGGUUUCGUACGUCCACAUCAGCUGGGGGUGGAUCACAGUGUUGGCUGUCGAGAUUACCAUCGCGGUCCUCUUCCUCACUUUGACAAUCGUCAGCCAGGGUAUCUCUGACAGCGGCCGGGGGGCUCGUCAAGAAAGCUGCCUCCCCUUCCGGGAUGCCAAGAAUUCGUCUUUGGCCACUUUGGUCGCCCUCAGCGAGGCCACUCGCGCCAAGGCGGGCGGCGGCGUUCAGCCCGUGGACGAGUUGGAGAAGAUUGCAAAAAGACUGAGAGUCAGAUUCGAGGGGAACCAAAUUGUUCCAGCGGAAGAAGGAUGCAACACGCCCUCCGAAGGAACGGCGACCCGAUAA
Molecule: messenger RNA, 2337 nt
Organism: Colletotrichum destructivum
Lineage: Eukaryota; Fungi; Ascomycota; Sordariomycetes; Glomerellales; Glomerellaceae
Exons: 4
Coding region: 1-2337 (778 amino acids)
Source: RefSeq, a predicted model, not a curated record